Nanorana parkeri is the source of this 1655-nucleotide messenger RNA. It is a transcript of the gene MFSD1, whose product is annotated as major facilitator superfamily domain containing 1. Gene Ontology annotation, biological process: transmembrane transport. Gene Ontology annotation, cellular component: lysosome. The transcript is spliced from 17 exons. Gene Ontology annotation, molecular function: transmembrane transporter activity. The coding region runs from base 28 to 1575 and encodes 515 amino acids. The record is from RefSeq and is a predicted model, not a curated record. NCBI's taxonomy places the organism in Eukaryota, Metazoa, Chordata, Amphibia, Anura, Dicroglossidae.
CAAUCACGUGAUUAGAGUGAAGACAACAUGGCGGGGUAUGAGGAGGAGGAAGCGCUGCUUCCCGGUGGAUCAGAUGGGGGCCCCGGUAACACAGAGCGGAAGCAGAUGUCGGCCAUAUGUGACCCCAGCCGGUUCGCUCAUCGUGUGGUGGUGCUGAGUCUUAUGUGUUUUCUGGGCUUCGGUAGCUAUUUUUGCUAUGACAACCCAGCAGCACUGCAAACUCAGGUCCAGCUGGACAUGAAGGUGAACACAGCAAAUUUCAUGCAGUUGUAUGCAUUUUACUCCUGGCCCAAUGUUGUUCUUUGUUUCUUUGGAGGCUUUUUGAUUGAUCGGGUAUUUGGGAUCCGGUUGGGAACAAUUAUAUUUAGUCUCUUUGUGUGUGUUGGACAGGUUAUCUUUGCAACAGGAGCCUUAUUUAAUGCUUUUUGGUUAAUGGAAGCUGGGCGGCUGGUAUUUGGGAUUGGUGGGGAAUCGCUUGCAGUUGCACAAAAUACCUAUGCUGUCAGCUGGUUCAAAGGGAAAGAACUGAAUUUGGUUUUUGGAUUGCAGCUCAGUAUGGCUAGAGUGGGAAGCACUGUAAAUAUGAACGUCAUGGGGCUGGUGUAUGCUCGGAUAAAAGAUGCAGUGGGCUCUGCAGGUUAUACAACACUCGGUAUAACUCUCAUGAUAGGUGGAAUAACAUGCGUGUUCUCAUUGGUCUGUGCCCUUGUACUUGGAUAUCUGGAUAAGAGAGCAGAAAAAAUACUCGAUAAAGAACAAGGAAAAACUGGUGAAGUCAUCAAACUGACUGACGUCAAGGACUUUUCCCUCAGUCUCUGGCUGAUAUUUUUAGUAUGUGUUUGUUACUAUGUUGCUGUGUUUCCCUUCAUUGGUCUUGGCAAAGUUUUCUUCAUUGAGAAAUUUCAGUUCUCACCCUUGCAAGCAGGUGCAAUAAACAGUGUAGUCUACAUAAUCUCAGCACCACUGUCGCCUUUUUUUGGAUUUGUGGUUGACCGGAUUGGGAAGAACAUAAUUUGGGUCAUGUGUGCUGUGGUGUCCACCCUUGCUGCUCACCUUAUGUUGGCCUUUACUUUCUGGAAUCCUUGGAUAGCCAUGAGCUUACUGGGCGUUUCCUAUUCUCUUUUGGCCUGUGCUUUGUGGCCUAUGGUAGCAUUUGUGGUUCCUGAACAUCAGCUGGGUACCGCUUAUGGAUUCAUGCAAUCCAUCCAGAAUCUUGGUCUUGCUAUUAUUGCCAUUGUUGCUGGUGUCAUUCUGGAUUCCCGUGGCUACUUAUUCCUUGAAGUCUUUUUCAGUGCCUGCAUUUGCAUGGCCAUUAUAGCAGUUGUAAUGCUGUACUUUGUGAACCUGCUUAGAGGUGGAGAUCUUAAUUUAUCUACAUGGGAGAGGGAAAAACUACAGAAACAAGCAGCCAUUGAGGCUGAGGCUCGACUGAGGCGGCAGAAUUCAGAAAGUCGGCUUCGUCCACUGAGUGCUUUUGCUGUGAGGGUUAGAUAUCUGUCCAGGCUUGGAGCACAGCUGCCAGAUCAUUACUGCAGUCACUUGUCAUCAUUGGCCCACAGAAGUGUCCUGAAAUAAGGAAACGCAGACCUACAAAAUUUGAGUGUUUCCUCUUGGAUUGGUUUGUGGUAUUACUGUGGAAUCAGUUUAAAAUUUGC